UCUCUCCAGCCUGUCUGCAUGAACUUGAGGAUGAUGUGGGCCUGGGCACUGUGGAUGCUUCCUCUACUUUGCAGAUUCAGCCUGGCAGUUCUGCCAGCUAAGCCUGAGAACAUUUCUUGUGUCUUCUACUAUAAGAAAAAUUUUACUUGCACAUGGAAUCCAGAAAAAGAAGCCAAUUUUACAUGGUACAAAGUUAAGAGAACUUACUCUUAUGGACAGAAAAAUGAUAUUUGUAAUUCUACAAGUGAAAAAGGGGCUUCGUGCUCUUUUUUUCUUCCAAGUAUAACAAACCCAGAUAAUUACACCAUUCAAGUGGAAGCCCAAAAUUCAGAUGGUAUAACUGAAUCUGAUAUAACACACUGGCGCUUAGAUAACAUAAUAAAAAUCGAACCACCUAACAUUUGCAGUGUGGAACCAGUUUUGGGCAUCAAAAGAAUGAUUCAAAUAAAAUGGAAAAGGCCUGUGUUGGCGCCUGUUUCAUCCAUUUUAAAAUACAUACUUCGAUUCAGAACAGUAAAUAGUACCGGCUGGAUGGAAGUCAACUUCACCAAAGAUAUCGACAGAGACGAAACAUACAACCUCACAGGGCUUCAGGCUUUUACAGAGUAUGUCAUAGUUCUGCAAUGUGCAGCUGAGGACUCAAGGUUCUGGAGUGGCUGGAGCCAAGAAAAAAUGGGAACAACUGAGGAAGAAGCUCCACUUGGCCUGGAUCUGUGGAGAGUUUUGAGACCAGCCAAGGUGGAUGGAAGAAGGACAGUGAAACUGUUGUGGAAGAAGGCAAAAGGAGCCCCAGUCCUGGAAAAAACACUUGGCUACAACAUAUGGUACUUUCCAGAAAACAACACUAACCUCACAGAGACAACGAACACCACUAACCAGCAACUUGAACUGUACCUGGGAGAUAAGACCUAUUGGGUGUCUGUGAUUUCUUAUAAUUCUCUUGGAGAGUCUCCAGUGACCGCCCUGAGGAUUCCGGCUAUUGAUGAAAAGCCAUUUCAGUGCAUCGAGGCCAUGCAGGCCCGCCUCACUCAGGACCAGCUGGCGGUGGAGUGGCGAAGCUCCACUCCGGAGGUGGACGCAUGGAUGGUUGAGUGGUUCCCAGAUUUGGACUCAGAGCCAUCCACCUUUUACUGGGAAUCUGUGUCUCAGGCCAGGAACUGGACAAUCCAGCAAGAUAAAUUACAACCUUUCUGGUGCUAUAACAUCUCUGUGUAUCCAAUAUGGCAAGACCAAGUGGGCAAGCCAUAUUCCAUCCAGGCUUAUGUCAAAGAAGGCGUUCCGUCAUCAGGUCCUGUGACCAAAGCGGAGAACAUUGGUGUGAAGACAGUCACAAUCGCAUGGAAAGAGAUUCCCAAAAGUCAGAGAAAUGGUUUCAUUAGCAACUACACAAUAUUUUACGAAGCCGAGGAUGGAAAAAAAUUCUCCAAGACAGUCAACUCCAGCAUCCUGCAGUAUGACCUGGAGUCCCUGACACGAAAGACCUCUUACACUGUUCAGGUCAUGGCCAGUACCAGUGCUGGGGGAACCAACAGCACCCGAAUAAACUUCAAGACAUUGUCAAUUAGUGUCCUUGAGAUUGGCCUUAUAACUUCUCUGAUUGGAGGAGGCCUCCUUAUUCUUAUCAUCCUGACGAUGGCAUAUGGUCUCAAAAAACCCAACAAAUUGAAGCACCUUUGUUGGCCUGAUGUCCCCAACCCUGCUGAAAGCAGUAUUGCCACAUGGCAUGGAAAUGAUUUCAAGGAUAAGCUAAAUCUGAAUGGAAUUGAUGACUCUCUGAACAUGGAAGGAGACAGGAUUCUAAAACCAUGUUCUGCCCCCAGAGACCUUAUUGACAAGUUGGUGGUGAACUUUGAGAAUUUUCUGGAAGAGGUUUCCACAGAGGAAUCUGGAAAGUGUCAGGAAAACAUUCUGGGAGGGGAAAAGAAUGAGUACGUGACUUCCCCCUACAGGCCUUAUUGUUCUCUCGGGAAGACUUUCACAGAGCCUCCCAUUUCAACCGAGGCUCUCCCCCAAAAACCCCAGUACCUGUGCUCUGGAAUGCCAGAGGAGGUCUGCUCAGAAGCUGGAGAGCAACCUCUCUCUUCUGCUCAAAGUUUGGGGCCUGACCACCUCUGUGAGGACGGCACACCAAACCCUUAUCUGAAAAAUUCGCUGGCAACCAGAGAAUUUCUCAUGUCUGAACAACUUCCAGACCAAACCAAGUGA
Molecule: messenger RNA, 2205 nt
Organism: Pteropus alecto (black flying fox)
Lineage: Eukaryota; Metazoa; Chordata; Mammalia; Chiroptera; Pteropodidae
Gene: IL31RA
Product: interleukin 31 receptor A
Exons: 14
Coding region: 19-2205 (728 amino acids)
Biological process (GO): cytokine-mediated signaling pathway
Cellular component (GO): signaling receptor complex; external side of plasma membrane
Molecular function (GO): cytokine receptor activity; cytokine binding
Source: RefSeq, a predicted model, not a curated record